Girardinichthys multiradiatus is the source of this 1125-nucleotide messenger RNA. RefSeq lists its product as uncharacterized. The record is from RefSeq and is a predicted model, not a curated record. The transcript has 6 exons. NCBI's taxonomy places the organism in Eukaryota, Metazoa, Chordata, Actinopteri, Cyprinodontiformes, Goodeidae. The coding region runs from base 6 to 929 and encodes 307 amino acids.
UAAAAAUGAAGUUUGCACUAGUGAGCUGGUCGAAGGGAAAGGAUAAAGAUGCUCUCAGUAUUAUCCCCGUAAAUUGGAUUGUAGACUUUGAUCCUGAAAACUCUAAAAAGGAGUAUCUUAUUGAGUGCCGCAGCAUUGGUUGCAGGAGGCCUACGAAUGGGUGGCUGGUUGAACCUGCACACAUACUGCAGUUGGCAGAAAAGGAGUCUACACUUAAGAUUGCUGAGCAGAAACUCCUGCAAGAGGACCUACCAAUGAGCAAGAAGAGAAAGAGGGUACUCAACAAACUCUUCCUUGACACACCUAAGGAAACUGUUGAACAAGUUGCAAAAAAGAAAAACUACAAAUUCAUUGCUGCAAGACAGUCUGAAUUUGAGGUUCUUUCCCAAGAAGAACAUAAAGUCACCCUAGUGGAGACUGCUUCAGAGGCACUUGAGGAUGAGAUCCGGGCCCUCAGGGAAGAGAAUAAAAGACUGCGGGACCAGCAGAGUGUAGGAUCUUCCGCAGCCAUUAAAGAUCUUGAGAUUCAAGUCAAGGCCUUGAACAAGGAGAACAACAGACUGCGCCAAAUGGCACUUAAAGACAUUCCAUCACUAUUAGUGGCUGUGAAGACCCUCGUUUUGGAUAAGAUCACAGAGAGCUCAAGCGAUGAAGGUGAAAGUAAAUAUGAGACCAGUGUUGCUCAACCAUCACCUGCUCAACUCGCAUCUCCCAAACCAGCAUCAGUGCAACUAGGGAAUGAUGACUCCACCAGAGUGUCUGCCCAUUGUUGGGAGACUGCAAAAGCACAACCCACAGUGAAAGGAAUGGCCCGCACCCUUUUGCUGGGCCUGUUCAGCGUUGAUGUCCUGCUGAAGUCCAACCUGACGGGUCAACAAGGUCAAUCCAUCUGCAGAUCGACGUCAGCCUCUGGACCCCAAAAAGCUUAAAGCUUUACUCGAGGCAGUUGUUCAGCAACACCCAGGGGCGAAGAUUCCGGAUAUACGAACGGCCAUAAACAAAAGGAUCUGUGAGUUAAGACACCAGGAGAAGAAAAAGACCAUGGACAGCUGAAGGACUGGCCAAGGCUGCACAGCGAGCCUUGAUAACUUAACAUGUUAGAACCAAAACAGCGUGCAUUGUUGU